Salmo salar (Atlantic salmon) is the source of this 3074-nucleotide messenger RNA. RefSeq names its product arrestin domain-containing protein 2. Gene Ontology annotation, biological process: protein transport. Gene Ontology annotation, cellular component: cytoplasm; plasma membrane. The record is from RefSeq and is a predicted model, not a curated record. NCBI's taxonomy places the organism in Eukaryota, Metazoa, Chordata, Actinopteri, Salmoniformes, Salmonidae.
UCUUGGAAAUAACGUAUAGACCGCAUGUACAGAAUGUUAAAAAUGGACAUGAGCUAAAGCGAAAAUAAAUACCUUUGCACGAUAGUACAAUGUGAAACUAUUUUGUCAAAUGGGAGGAUCUUUGCAGUCUUCAGGCAUGCUCAGUUAAGUCUGUUUUUGUCUAAGAACCUGUAACCAUCAAUCACCACUGUUUUCUCCGCUCGCUCGGAGCACUCCACGCCCAGGGAAUAUGUUUGUCAGCCUGCUACAAUCUAUGCAUGGCACCUUACGUAAUAAAUUCGGAGAUCCCGCCUCCUUUCACUUCAUGCAAAAAGGAGCUGUGGCCGACUCCACUGCAACAGUUUUGUGUAGCGACAAGCCAGAAGGCAGUGAAGAGACGACUGAAACAUUCAACGUUUUUUUUUUGACAACUUGAACAAGAGCAUUUUAGCGAAAGUAUUCCAUUUGGAAUUAACACGCCUCAAGAUGAUUUUCGGCAAAUUGAAAAAGUUUGACAUCGUCUUUGACUCUCCAGAAAUCGACUCUCCUCCGGUCUUCAGCAGUGGGGACGUGGUGUCUGGAAAAGUUGUUUUGGACCUCGCAGGGGAAUGUAAAGUGGAGUCGUUGAAGUUGCACGCCGAAGGUUUCGCUAAAGUGUAUUGGACCGAGUCUCGUUCGGCUGGGUCUAGUACUGCUUAUACUCAAAACUACAGCGACGAAGUGGAAUAUCUCAACCGAAGAGAAGUGCUUUUGCAAGCAGAUAAUGGCGAGCUCAUCCUCCUCCCUGCUGGAAGACAUGAAUUUCCAUUUAGUUUCCAGUUGCCUGACGAGACACUGGUAACAUCUUUCGAAGGCAAGCAUGGCAGCGUCCGCUACUGGGUGAAGGUGAAGCUGCACAGGCCCUGGGCUACAGUGAGGAAGAUCAAGAAGGAGUUCACAGUCAUUGAGCCCAUUGACAUCAACACACCAGCAUUAUUGGCCCCCCAAGCUGGCAGUAAAGACAAGAUGGCACGGGUUUGGUACCACAACUUUGGACAGGUGUCAAUAACUGCCAAGAUCGAUCGUAAAGGUUACACACCAGGUGAGGUGAUUCCUGUCUUUGCUGAGUUUGACAAUGCCACCUCACGCUCUGUGGUGCCCAAGGCCUACAUCACACAGACGCAGACGUUCCUCGCCCGGGGCACCAUGAAGCAGAAGCGGGCGGUGGUGGCCACGCUUAGUGGCGACGUGGUGGGAGCCCAGCGUAGGGAGACCUGGCAUGGCCGCGCCAUCAAGAUCCCACCCGUUGGGCCCUCCAUCCUGCAGUGCCGCGUCAUCAAAGUGGAAUACAUGCUCAGGGUAUGUGUGGAUGUUCCUGGGACCUCUAAGUUGUGCCUGGAGCUGCCGCUGGUGAUGGGCACCAUCCCCCUGCAUCCCUUCGGCAGCCGCACCUCUAGCGUCAGCAGCCAGUACAGUGUCAACCUGGAAUGGCUCCGCAUGGCCAUCCCUGAGCAGCCUGAGCCUCCUCCUGACUACAGCUCUGUGGUGACUGAUGAGGAGGCUGAGCAGAACACUAUGGCCCACCGUCCUGAGGAGGACCUCAGUGGGAUCAUGGAGCACCCACUUAGGGCCUUUGUCCAGGAGUUCCGCUUCCGACCCCCUCCGGUGUACUGCGAGGUCGACCCAAACCCUCAGCCCCUCAACAUGAGACGUCGCUGCAUGACGUGUUGAACCAACCACUUGAGCGUCACGCGAUGACCCGACUUAAUUGCGCGAAGUGAUUUGUCUUCUCCUGGAUUACUAUCCGAAACUGGCUACCCAGUCCCAAGAUGUGACCUCUGUUGUUAGUAGGGACUAAGAGUACCGCUGAGAAGGUGGAAGAGGAGAUGGAGACGACAGGACCUGGUUGUGGAGGAAGCCCUUUUUUAAAAAAGAAAGAUGGACAUGUUAUGUUGAGCAACAAAAGGAAAUAACUUGUCCCAUGGCUCCUGUCCUCCAAAGUGAUUUUGGCUCUGGAUGAGGAAACGGAGCCCCUCCUGCCAAUCAAUGAUUCCCACACAAUAAAUGUUUUGUGUUUUUUAUGGAAUUUGAGGAAAUAUUGGGGGAGAAUCACUUGAUUUUUGUAAGGGGGAGAGUUGGAGAUGAUACCUAAAACCUUAAAGAAUGCUAUGUGAUAUGAAGAAGUAAUCAGCUGGCUUGAUGUUGAGGCAUCUGUAAUACCUAACUCCCCUUUGCCUUGUAACAUAUAGCCUAGAUGUCAACCUGCGUUAUGUAUGAUGACUCAAUCAUGAUGUUCCCAUGACUACUUCUACUGAUAGUCAAGUAAAUGAGUUUCAAGUAAGCACUUUUUCCGAGAAGUCAUGGUUUGGUGAAGAGGAGUUGAGUCAGCAGGUUUAGAUAUUAAGCCGAUGUGCACAGGUAAUACUAUGCAAAAGGGAAAGCCUGCCGUAUCUGCAAAUGAACUGAAAUGAUUGCGUGAGCGACUGAUGCAGCAGCUAUCCUCUGUAUGGAGCUGUUCAACGUAUUCUGAAUGUUACUAUAACAGUACUGGAUGAAGAAACUAAGUGAAUUUCUUUGUAUGUGGAUGAAUUCAAGAGGAAUUGGGGUUGCGUAAAAGCUAGUUCUUUAGCACAAACCUAUGCAUAGUGUCUUCUCAAGUAGAGACUAGUACUGAUUUAUGACCGUUCACAACAAUGAUAAGAGGAAGAAACGUGUGAGUCUGUUUUGAAGCUGCUUCAGGCUCAAAUGAUUUGUUUUAGAAGCAGCUAAAGAGGAAAUGGCUGAGCCAUGUGGUUUGUGCGUUUGUCUCAACCCAGAUGCCUGUGCCUUGAUGUUUAUAAAUGUCUGCAGAACAUUUGUUCAGCGUUACAUUAAGCCUUACGUUGAUGUCACUUUGAAGUGUACAAAAGAACAUUCCAAGAAAUUACUGAGGACUUUGACCUCAUUUCCAAAUAGUGGAGAGAAUGGUGGCUUCAGGUCAGCAACGCAGCUUUGGUGUCAUGCUCAGUGCAGCACACACCUUAAAUGGAAUGUAUUUUAUACAAAUGCCAUUGUUGAUUCACAGAACUUGCCAAAGUUUUUGUAAUUCUUGUUUCUAAUAAAAACACUGACACAGA